AUGUCUAAGUGUAUCAAGUUUGAGAAUGGAUUGCACCCAGAGAUUAAGAAAUUUAUUACGUAUCAAGAAAUUCGCAAGUUCUCUGUGAUGGUUAAUAAGUGUCAUAACUAUGAUGAAGACAGUCGUGCUAGAUCCUCAGAUUGCAAGAGUUUCAGUGACAAGAGGAAUGGUAUUCUGAAUCACAGAAAACCGUAUGGUUCUCCAUCUGUUAAAGGGAAGUUGUGUACUUUUGAUGAGAAAAAUUCAAGUGGGGGAGGAGCUCCUAAUUCUGUGAGAUGUUAUAAAUGUGGCGAGUUUGGGCAUCACAUUUCUGAGUGCAAGAGUACGAUUGUGAACUGCUUCAAGUGUGGGAAGCCAGAACAUCGGGUUGCAGAUUAUAGGAAUGAUGUUGUUGCUAGCUACAACUGUGGAGACCAAGGUCACAUCAGUACCAAUUGUCAGAAGCCUAAGGAGAAUCAGUCAGGAGUAAAGGUCUUUCCAUUGUUUGGUACUAAAACUACUAAUACAGACAGGUUGAUUCGAGGUACAUGUUAUAUUAAUAGUAUUCCCCUAAUUUCUAUUAUUGACACUAGUGAAAUACAUUCUUUCAUUUAUUUUGAUUGUGCUAAGAGGUUGGGUUUAAAGAUAUCAUCCAUAGUCGGGAGUAUGAUUGUUGACACUUCGGCUCUUGGUCUAGUGACAACUUCUCUAGUUUGUUUGAAAUGUCCAUUAACCAUCUAUGGUAAGAACUUUGGGAUGGAUUUAGUCUGUCUACCUCAGAAUAAACUUAAUGUUAUCCUUGGGAUGAACUGGUUGGAGUUCAACCAUAUGCAUAUCAACUAUUACAACAAAUUUGUGUCAUUCCUUGAAAUCAAUGAAGAUGAGGGUGUGUUUAUAAUGACUAAGCAAGUGAAUGAGGUUGUGAAUGAUGGGGCACAGGUGUUCCUGAUGUUGGCAUCUAUGAGUGCAUAA
Lathyrus oleraceus (garden pea) is the source of this 951-nucleotide messenger RNA. RefSeq lists its product as uncharacterized. NCBI's taxonomy places the organism in Eukaryota, Viridiplantae, Streptophyta, Magnoliopsida, Fabales, Fabaceae. The transcript has a single exon. The record is from RefSeq and is a predicted model, not a curated record. Gene Ontology annotation, molecular function: nucleic acid binding; zinc ion binding. Bases 1 to 951 code for a protein of 316 amino acids.